This is a messenger RNA of Pollicipes pollicipes, 1712 nucleotides long. Its product is annotated as coiled-coil domain-containing protein 25. The record is from RefSeq and is a predicted model, not a curated record. The transcript is spliced from 7 exons. The coding region runs from base 476 to 1102 and encodes 208 amino acids. NCBI's taxonomy places the organism in Eukaryota, Metazoa, Arthropoda, Thecostraca, Pollicipedomorpha, Pollicipedidae.
UGGCAAUUAAUGCGGUUCGUUGCCAAUGGUAGGUUAGGUCAUGUUCAAGUCUGAGUUGGUAUGCGUAGGGCACCGGAAGUGAGAGCUUUGCUAAUCUACAGACUGGUGCGAUUCUGGUACUCGUUUCUCAUUUCCCGGCAUUGUUCAAAGGCGAUUCCAUUCAACAUUCACACUUUAUUUUUCACAUUUCCAUACGUGGUUUAUCAUAUGCUCAAGUAGCAACACAGGCUGCUUGCUAUUGGGCAUCUUAGUCUGUUGGGUGCAAGAUUUGUGCUCCUACAGAUAUCAAUACAUAGCUCCUGAUUGGAGCAGCAAGUCUCAAGCCGUUGCACCUUCUGGUUUUAUUUCGUCCGGACACAAAGAGGUGUGUUAAGAUGUGUUGAUGCCGUUGCCAACAUUUCAAGAAGUCACUUGUUUGUGACGGGAUUUGCCUUGCUGGAGCAAGUGUGAAGAAUCGGCAUAACAAGAGCAAAUCAUGGUCUACUACUUUACAUCAAAUGUGUCGGACCCUCCAACCACGCUGUUUAUGGGAUUUGACAAGUAUGAGAAUGAGGAGCUGAUCCGCUGGGGUUGGCCGGAGGACGUGUGGUUUCAUGUCGACAAGGUCUCCUCGGCCCACGUCUACCUGCGCCUCAAGCCGGGUGAAACAAUCGAAACCAUUCCAAAGGCGACCAUCGAAGACUGCGCCCAGUUGUGCAAGGCCAACAGCAUCACGGGCAACAAGAUGAACAAUGUGGACGUCAUCUACACCAUGUGGUCCAACCUGAAGAAAACGCCAGGCAUGGAGCCGGGUCAGGUCAGCUUCUUCAAGGACAAGGAGGUGUACAAGAUCCGUCUGGAGAAGCGCAUCAACGAGAUCGUCAACCGGCUGAACAAGACGAAGAGGGAGGAGAAGCCGGACUUCCGGUUCGAGCGCGAGGAGCGCGACAGGCGGGAGCGGAACGAGAAGAAGGCCGAGUUCAAGAAGCAGCAGGAGAUCGAAAAGGUGCUGGAGAAGAAGAGGGAGGAGGAGGCCAAGCUGAGGAGCUACGACUCCCUGAUGCAGUCGGCCAACAUGACCUCCAACAUGGACGCCGGCAACGACUCGGACGACUUCAUGUGAUAGCCAGCCAGCGGUGCGGACGUGUUUAGCCGGCCGCGGAGGGUCGGGGCCGGCGGUGCCGGAGCUCGGCGGCUCCUCUGGUGCGACUCUCAGCUGCACCAGAGACCGUCACCUCCAGGCGCGGGGAGCGCGUGAGGCGGUGAUUCCAGGGGCGUGAUGGCGGCGGCGAGCGGCGUGUGCGGCUGCCAGCCCCGGCUUGGUCGUGUCGAGGAACGGACGCGGUCCCGCCUGAUCCGCGGCUAGGGGCACUGCACGUAUGGGCUUGUCACUGCGGCUUCAGGGCGGCCCGACGUGUCGCCCCGGGUGGGGAUCGGCGGCGCGGGCGGCGGUCCCCUGCGGGCUGGCAUCGCGUGUGCUCGGGCCGGUGCCGCGGCCUCGCCUGGCCCGGCACAGCAGUCUGCCAGCGCCACACUCCCUCUGGCUCGGGCGCUCUUGGCUUGUCCACCAUCUCAGUGGCACGGGUCACCUCGGUGUCAGCGGUCCCGACGUCUUACCCGUCCCGUUGCCGUGACGACCGCGUCUCAGAUGUGGAAUCUACUUUCGCUCUGUGGUCGGUUGGUUGCAGCGAUGUGUACGUGUGUUGUUUUGUUUGAUACAUGGUGUGAUUACC